GGUGGAACAUGGCAUUUCCCAUUCCCUCGCACGGCUCAAGGGCUAGCAGCAGCAUGUGAGCAAUGCAUGGGGACGGGGAGGACCGCUCUGCAAAUGGCAACGAGCUGGGGAGCCGAGCCGCCAAUUGGCAAUAGCAGUUGCGAAUCGUUAGCCAGCAUGAAAACGAUUCUGAUCAAUGCAGAUAACCCCGAGAGCAGCGAGAAUGCCCAGGGCAGGAGUGAGGCGCAGCAAGUUGAUCCGUCGAGAUGCACAGGAGGAGGCACUUGCCCAGGGAAAGCAGGGGAGCCCAGUGCCAGAGCGCGCGCGCUGAAUCUCACCUCCCGUAAGAGAGCUCCUCCUAAAGAACACAGAAGUGGCCAGAGACUAGUGGUACAGUACAUAGUGCCCUGCAUGAACUCCUACGGCUUGUGCAUAGUAGACAAUUUCCUGGGACACAAAAUUGGAGACAAAGUCUUACAAGAAGUCAAAGCUCUGCACCUGAGUGACAAAUUCCAGGAUGGAGAGCUGGCAAGUCAGAAAUCAGGCAGCACUAAGGCUAUUCGCGGGGACAAGAUAUUGUGGGUGGAGGGCAAUGAACAAGGAUGUGAAAAUAUAGGCUAUCUUCUGUCCAGAAUGGAUAAACUCAUCAUGUACGCAGAUGGGAAACUUGGGAAUUACAAAAUUAGAGGAAGACAUAAGUAUGUGACUGUAGUAGCUGCGUACAUGCUGAGGGAGAAUUCCUCAAUGGCGGAGACCACGCCCCCCCGGGGUUUGGGGUGGGGCCUGCUAAACCACAAAACACACCUCCUUUAG
This is a messenger RNA of Mauremys reevesii (Reeves's turtle), 792 nucleotides long. RefSeq names its product egl nine homolog 1-like. The coding region runs from base 67 to 792 and encodes 241 amino acids. Lineage: Eukaryota; Metazoa; Chordata; Testudines; Geoemydidae. Gene Ontology annotation, biological process: peptidyl-proline hydroxylation to 4-hydroxy-L-proline; cellular response to hypoxia. The transcript is spliced from 2 exons. Gene Ontology annotation, cellular component: cytoplasm; nucleus. The record is from RefSeq and is a predicted model, not a curated record. Gene Ontology annotation, molecular function: peptidyl-proline 4-dioxygenase activity; ferrous iron binding.